AAGGAGAAGUAAUUCAUUCGGUAGUGUUGUAGCAAGACGGAAGUGUGACUCUGUGUUUGGAGCUUGGCCUGGUCAAGAAACGAGACAUUGUCACGAUUGUAUACAAUAAUACAUUCAAUAUAUUGAUCUGAGAAACACACCAUGGCUUUGAAAAGAUUAUCAAAGGAAUUGAAAGAUAUCACAUCAGACCCCCCUGCUGGUUGUUCAGCUGGCCCUGAGACAGAGGGAGAUUUAUUCAACUGGAAAGCAUCGAUACAAGGACCAGAAGAUAGCCCAUACCAAGGAGGACUCUAUUUUCUAAAAAUACAGUUCCCAACAGAUUAUCCUUUUAAACCCCCUAAAGUUUCGUUCACAACAAAGAUUUACCAUCCAAAUAUUAACAGCAAUGGCAGUAUUUGUCUGGACAUUCUCAGAUCUCAAUGGUCACCAGCCCUAACUGUAUCAAAAGUCCUGUUGUCCAUAAAUGCCUUGAUGACAGACCCAAACCCUGAUGACCCACUUAUGCCAGAAAUCGCCAAGAUCUACAAGACAGACCAAGCCAAAUACAACAAAAUGGCUAGAGAGUGGACCAAAAAAUAUGCCAGUUAAUGGACAGUGGACUAGUACAGCUCAGCUGCCUAGGAUAUAGACUUUGAACUGUGAUAUGAAAAAAAAAGCUUGUGGACGGUUGAAAGUAUUCGUGUAGUCUUUUUUUUAUUAAGUACUCAAAGUAACAGUGUUUACUUUAAAUGCAUGGUUAUGUGUUGUCUUCUCUUUUUUUUUUGAAAGUUAUCAUUUCAUUUUUUUCCACAUUUUUCACUGAUUUACAUGAUUGGUUUUCAUGUGAACUUUGAAUCUUUUUUUUUUUUUAAAUUUGAUCAAUAUUUUGUAGUUUUAAGAAAAAAGUGAUGCAAGUGUAUUUUUUGUGCAUUUUUUGCAGAAUGCCAAGAUUUUCCUUGUAAUUUUUUUUUUCGGAAAAUACAUGUAUGUAGAUUAAUGUCACUGUCAAAUUUAUAAAGUAUUUGAGUUGAGUUCAAGUGAACUGCAUAUUUUUUAUUUUUACUUGUUUGUGACAAAUUUGAAUUUGCAAUCAGGAAAUUUUUGUUAUUUGCUGAAAAAAAAAAUCAUUCAUUUCUGCAUAAUACUGGUACUUAAAUUAUUUUCUCUUUAUGCGUGUGUUUGUAUGUGUAAA
Saccostrea cuccullata (small rock oyster) is the source of this 1171-nucleotide messenger RNA. Its product is annotated as ubiquitin-conjugating enzyme E2-17 kDa-like. The transcript is spliced from 6 exons. The record is from RefSeq and is a predicted model, not a curated record. The coding region runs from base 142 to 588 and encodes 148 amino acids. NCBI's taxonomy places the organism in Eukaryota, Metazoa, Mollusca, Bivalvia, Ostreida, Ostreidae.